This is a messenger RNA of Misgurnus anguillicaudatus (oriental weatherfish), 1115 nucleotides long. It is a transcript of the gene adcyap1b, whose product is annotated as adenylate cyclase activating polypeptide 1b. Gene Ontology annotation, cellular component: neuron projection; perikaryon; extracellular region. Gene Ontology annotation, molecular function: pituitary adenylate cyclase activating polypeptide activity; neuropeptide hormone activity; peptide hormone receptor binding. Lineage: Eukaryota; Metazoa; Chordata; Actinopteri; Cypriniformes; Cobitidae. Gene Ontology annotation, biological process: regulation of protein localization; adenylate cyclase-activating G protein-coupled receptor signaling pathway; positive regulation of ERK1 and ERK2 cascade. The record is from RefSeq and is a predicted model, not a curated record.
GCUCUAGGAACAGUGGACUGGCUCCCGCAGAUGUGCCUCCUCCCUCCGCUCUGAACUUGCAACAACGCAUCCCACAAUAUGGCCGCCGUGGGGAAUGGGAAUAAGAAAGAAAUCCCAGUCUCUCACUUGGCAUUUGGAGGAAUUGCAGUGGAUGUUCAAGUCUCUGGACAUUUAUUGGGUAAUGGCCCUAGAAAUCACUGGUCUGCCACAGCUAGAAAUCCUAGCCUAAGAUGAUCAGCUGUGCUUCCUGUCUCAAGCCUUUGGGAUAUUAAAGCAGGUGCAGGGGUUGAACCAACGAGCACAUAAGGAAGGGACGGUGGCGCUUCAGGGAAGAGGUGCUGUGAGAAAGAUUUCUAUCUCUCUCACACAAUCACAGCCGCACCCGAGUCGCAUCCAACAGCCUUUCUAUCAACCUACUCUGCAAUAGCAUGGCAAGAUCUAGUAAAGCGACUUUAGCGUUGCUCAUCUACGGAAUCAUGAUGCACUACAGCGCCUUCUGCACGCCUAUUGGGAUGGCUUUUCCUAAGAUGAGACUAGAAAAUGAUGUAUUUGACGAAGACGGCAACUCGUUAAGCGACCUGGCUUUCGGUAGUGAUCAAAUUGCUAUACGAAGUCCUCCAUCUCUCACGGAUGACCUAUACACGCUAUACUAUCCUCCAGAGAAAAGAACGGAAAGGCAUGCAGAUGGAUUAUUAGAUAGAGCCUUGAGGGACAUCCUGGUUCAGUUAUCAGCACGAAAAUAUCUGCAUUCUCUGAUGGCAGUUCGUGUAGGCGGAGGAAGCAGCGAGGAAGAUGAAUCUGAAGGCUUAUCAAAAAGGCAUUCGGACGGGAUCUUCACCGACAUUUACAGUCGCUACCGAAAACAGAUGGCCGUCAAGAAGUAUUUAGCAGCGGUCUUGGGAAGAAGGUACAGACAGAGAGUUAAAAACAAAGGACGCCGAUUUGCUUAUUUGUAGCGCUGACAAAACUGCCCCAACUGCCCUCCCAUGUGUACAUUCAACCCUAAGAUCAAAGUCAUUCUGACAUAACUGAAUAAUCAGUGGAUUGCGCCUGUGUUCUUUAAACAUGUAUUUAUGUAUGAAGUAAAGCCAUUAAAAUGAAUAUUUUACUAAUAA